GGCAUUCUCUUUCCUUAUUUCUUUCUGAUUUGUGUCUUCAAGAGUGUUGGUUUGUUUGAGAGGGAUAUCAGUGUUAAAGCCUGUCUCCAUUUUUUAUUUUUUAUUUAUAUAUAUAAUAUAUAUAUAUAUAUAUAAAAAUUGUAUAGAGGUGAAGCUGCAACUCUCCUUUUCCAGAAGGCGAUUGCAGCCCUAAAAAGAAAAGGAAAAAAAAAAAAAAAAGAAAGAGCGAAAGAGAAAGGAAAGAGACGAGAGAUAGAACGACAACACAAAGGGAAAAAAAGAAAGAGAAAUUAGAAGAAUUGAAGAACAACCCCUUUCAAUUCCAAUUCCACUCUAUCGAAAAUGAUACCCCAAGUCCUUUGCUUAAACAGUGAAUUGAUCGGUGGGAAAUUUUAGUGUAAAGGAAUUAUGAAAUUUUGAUGAUAUGGGAAUUAUAGCAAAAUUUCAGUGAUUCCAGCACUAUAUAAUUGUGAUUCUAUGUCACAACAAGACUACCAACAAGGUGCGGCGGCGGCGGCAGGUUUCUUCACGCCUUUUACCAAUGGCUUUGAUAGAUCCUCCACACCCCUCCAAGACUCUCAACAACAUUACCAACACAUAACCCACCAGAUCCGUAAAGAGAAGCUCCGCCUCCAAGGCUUCGACGCGCCGCCACAUCAUCCACCGUCGUUAAUCGGAAUUGACGAUGACGAUGACAACGACCAAUCCGCUGUCCACCACGUCUACGACUCUGCUGGAAUUUUAUCCGAAAUGUUCAAUUUUCCUCCGCCUGCGCUGCCGCCACCACCGCCGCCGCCACCGCAAACCGACUGGUACGGUAACCGGCAAACAAUCAACGUUACCGACUCGGCGGUCGCCAUGCAGCUUUUUCUAAUGAACCCGAAUCCUCGGUCGCCGUCUCCACCACCGCCACCGUCGACACUCCACAUGCUUCUUCCAAACCCUUCUUCAGGAGGGUCUUUUGGACAAUUCACAUGGGGGGUGGUUCCGGAACAAGAAGCAGGAGACCGUUCUUCUUCAAACCCUAACGUAGGCCGUCUUUCAUUGUCAUUAUCAUCGUCUUUGGAAGCUGCAAAAGCGGAGGAAUUGAGAAUGGGUGACAGUACAAACGGGUUACUUUAUCAGCACCACCAUCACCCGCAACAUGUUCAUGUCGGAAUUGGGUCCUCCAAUCCACUGGGAGUUGUCAACUUAUUGAGAAACUCAAAAUAUGUCAAAGCUGCACAAGAAUUAUUAGAGGAAUUUUGUAGCGUUGGAAGAGGUCAGUUUAAGAAAAACAAUAAUCAUGAUAACAAAUUUAAUAAUAAAUCAAAUUUGCCCUCCAACUCCAAUUCCCACGGCGGCAGCGGCGGCGGUGACGGUGCCGGAGUUUCUUCCUCCUCUACAAAGGAUCAUCAGCCAGCUUUGUCAGCAGCUGAUAGAAUUGAACAUCAAAGGAGGAAAGUCAAAUUGUUAUCUAUGCUUGAUGAGGUGGAUCGAAGAUACAACCAUUACUGCGAGCAGAUGCAAAUGGUGGUGAAUUCAUUCGACGAGAUGAUGGGGUUUGGAGCGGCGGUGCCAUACACAGCAUUGGCGCAAAAGGCAAUGUCAAGACAUUUCAGAUGUCUAAAGGAUGCUAUAUCAGUGCAGUUGAAACAUAGUUGCGAGAUGUUGGGAGAGAAAGAUGGGGGUGGAAGAGCCUCAGGAAUAACAAAGGGAGAGACUCCGAGACUUAAGCUCUUAGAGCAAAGCCUUAGGCAACAACGAGCUUUCCACCAAAUGGGCAUUAUGGAACAAGAAGCUUGGCGUCCCCAACGCGGUUUACCCGAACGCUCUGUCAACAUCUUGCGAGCUUGGCUCUUUGAGCAUUUCCUUCACCCAUACCCUAGCGAUGCUGAUAAACAUUUGUUGGCUAGGCAGACUGGUUUGUCAAGAAAUCAGGUAUCAAACUGGUUCAUUAAUGCCAGGGUUCGAUUGUGGAAACCCAUGGUGGAAGAAAUGUACCAACAAGAAGCCAAAGAAGAUGAUGAUAUUGAUAAUAAUACAGAUGAAGAACACACACCAACCAACCCUCAACAAAUCACCACUAAUAAUCCCNCGCCGCCUCUCCACCCACAAGACCCCUCCACACUUCCUCCCAAAACCAACACUAUUUCUUCCUCCUCCGUCGCCACCACCGCAACCCAGGUGGGUCACUGCUUUCCGGCCACCCAUUAUGACCCAGACCUGCAGGACACGUGUCGCCGUGUCAGCGUUCUCGCUGCACCUGAUCUUCAAUUCGGGACCACAAACUCUUCUGCCACGUCUGACAUCCCCGGGCCCACCACGCUCAUAAGGUUCGGGACCACCGCCGGUGACGUGUCGCUCACACUAGGUUUACGCCAUGCCGGGAAUAUCCCCGAUAAAACCUCUCCUUUCUCUCUCAGAUCCGAGUUUGGAGGCUGUUAAAUUUUUAUUAAAUUUCACCAUCCCAAUAUUUAUAAUUUAAUAUAGACAUAGUUUAAAGUUUAAACACCA
Molecule: messenger RNA, 2496 nt
Organism: Benincasa hispida (wax gourd)
Lineage: Eukaryota; Viridiplantae; Streptophyta; Magnoliopsida; Cucurbitales; Cucurbitaceae
Product: BEL1-like homeodomain protein 2
Biological process (GO): regulation of DNA-templated transcription
Molecular function (GO): DNA binding
Source: RefSeq, a predicted model, not a curated record